Stereum hirsutum FP-91666 SS1 is the source of this 1617-nucleotide messenger RNA. RefSeq names its product fumarate hydratase. Gene Ontology annotation, cellular component: tricarboxylic acid cycle heteromeric enzyme complex; mitochondrion. The coding region runs from base 14 to 1516 and encodes 500 amino acids. Gene Ontology annotation, molecular function: fumarate hydratase activity. Gene Ontology annotation, biological process: tricarboxylic acid cycle; malate metabolic process; fumarate metabolic process. The transcript is spliced from 12 exons. The record is from RefSeq and is a predicted model, not a curated record. Lineage: Eukaryota; Fungi; Basidiomycota; Agaricomycetes; Russulales; Stereaceae.
ACCCAUCUCAGCCAUGGCAGGCCUCAGGCUCCCCCAAAAGUCUUUCGCAGUUUCUUCUCGCUGGCAAGGCAUAGUCUCUUCUAGAGCAUUCUCAACUACUAUUCGCGCUAUGGCGGAACAGACAUUCAGGACGGAGAAGGAUACGUUCGGAGACCUGAAGGUACCUUCAGACAGGUACUGGGGUGCUCAGACACAACGGUCACUGCAGAACUUCGACAUUGGCGGACCUUCGGAACGUUUGCCCCCACCUCUGAUUAAGGCUUUCGGUGUGUUGAAGAAGGCGGCUUCGGUGGUCAAUGUUGGAUAUGGGAUGGACCCAAAGGUUGGGGAGGCUAUCCAGCAGGCUGCAGAUGAGGUCAUUUCCGGAAAGCUGAUGGACCAUUUCCCUCUUGUUGUUUUCCAAACUGGCAGUGGAACGCAAAGCAACAUGAACGUGAACGAGGUUAUCUCUAACCGCGCUAUUGAGAUUUUGGGUGGGGAGCUGGGCUCUAAGAAGCCCGUUCAUCCCAACGACCAUGUUAAUAUGAGCCAGAGCAGUAACGAUACUUUCCCAACUGCGAUGCAUGUCGCCGCAGUGACCGAGAUCGUCAACUCCCUAGUCCCCGCUCUCGAGGAGCUCCGCGAUGCCUUGGAUGCAAAGGCUAAGGCGUUCGACCACAUCAUCAAAAUUGGUCGUACACAUCUUCAGGAUGCUACUCCUUUGACUUUGGGUCAAGAAUUUAGCGGCUACGUAACCCAAGUUUCGAAUGGGAUUGAUCGUGUGAAGGAUGUACUCCCACGACUCAGCCUUCUGGCUCAGGGUGGUACCGCUGUCGGCACUGGCUUGAACACCAAGAAGGGUUUCGAUGUGAAGGUCGCUGCUGAGAUUAGCAAGAUUAGCGGUAUCGAGUUCAAGACAGCUCCGAACAAGUUCGAAGCCCUUGCCGCUCACGACGCGCUCGUGGAAGCCCAUGGUGCACUCAAUGUCAUUGCUUGCUCGUUCAUGAAGAUCGCCAACGACAUUCGCUACCUCGGCUCCGGCCCUCGCUGCGGUCUCGGUGAACUCAGCUUGCCAGAGAACGAGCCCGGAAGCAGCAUCAUGCCUGGAAAGGUUAACCCUACGCAGUGCGAGGCCUUGACUAUGGUCGCUGCUCAGGUCAUCGGCAAUCAGACUGUCGUCAGCAUCGCUGGCUCGAAUGGACAAUUCGAGUUGAACGUGUUCAAGCCAGUCAUCAUCAAGAAUGUUCUCCAGAGCAUCCGUCUCCUCGCUGACGGCUCGCGGUCGUUCACGAAGAACUGUGUCGUCGGUAUUGAGGCCAACGAGAAGCGCAUUAACACCAUCCUCAACGAGUCUCUGAUGCUCGCCACCAUUCUCAACAGCCACCUUGGAUACGAUAAUGUGGCGAAGUGCGCGAAGAAGGCGCACAAGGAGGGCACGACGUUGAAGGAGGCUACAGUCUCCCUCGGAUUCUUGACCCCGGAAGAGUUCGACGCGAAGGUCAAGCCGGAGUUGAUGCUUUACCCUGAUGAGCCCUAGAGGCUGCUUCGGUGCUUUCCUUCCAUCUUUGGAACUGGGUUCAGAUAUGAGAUGUAUCGUAGCUAUAUCAGUGUACGGAGGCGUGAAUGCAGUCCAGAAAC